AUGACUGUAUCUAUCUCAUUCAAGCUGUCAAUAAACCUUAUAAGAUAUGACAACCAAAAACCUCAAUGCAGAAUAAAACACUUCAAAAAAGGAAGGAAGGAAGGAAGCUUCAAUCUCAUACUCAUUUUCUGCUUCAUCUGUGUGUUUGCAGUGCUGAUAAACAAAGUGUGUCUGCAGGUCACAGUAGAGGCUGUUAUUGGUGGUUCUGUUGUUCUGCCUUGUUCUUUCACCAAAGAUGAUAAUAAACUUCAAGACAUUGAUGUUAGUUGGAGACACAAUGGUAGCAAGAUUGUGUUUGAUAUAAUUCCACACAGUACUUCACCAGUGACACAGGACGCAGAAUAUGAGAACAGAACUGAAACUUUCCCUGAAGAGUAUCUGAGAGGAAACUUCUCCAUCAAACUCAACAAUCUUCAACACACUGAUGCGGGACAAUACAUCUGUUACAUAAAAAAUGCAGAUGCAUUUCAGACUGUAAAGCUGAUCAUCAGUGGAUCAAUAUCUACUGAACAAGGAAACCAAGGAGAAACAGAACAGGACGGAAUGGGGCCUUUGCUCUUGGUUUGCAUUAUAUUACCUGUGAUGUUAGUUAUAGUGGUUAUUAUUUUCAUUUUAGUUUUCUGGAGAAAAAAGUGCUCAAUUAGCCACAGGCAGGCCGGAUUAAGAAUUGUAACUAAUGUCUUGUAGCCCCCCCCCACACACCACCACCCUUAUAAAUUUAAAAUAUAAGAAUACCAUAUAAUAAAUAUAUUAAAAAAGUA
Molecule: messenger RNA, 761 nt
Organism: Onychostoma macrolepis
Lineage: Eukaryota; Metazoa; Chordata; Actinopteri; Cypriniformes; Cyprinidae
Product: V-set domain-containing T-cell activation inhibitor 1-like
Exons: 6
Coding region: 1-687 (228 amino acids)
Biological process (GO): cellular response to lipopolysaccharide; negative regulation of T cell proliferation; T cell costimulation
Cellular component (GO): external side of plasma membrane
Source: RefSeq, a predicted model, not a curated record